GGCACUGUACUUAUAGGUGAUGGCUUCCUCCUGGUGUCUGCCUCUGGCUCUCCUGGUCUCCAAUCUGGUCAUUUCACACAGCACUGAGCCCCGCUCCACACACGCCAAGAGGAGAUUGGCACAGCCCUCACCAGGCAAUGGCAAUGCCCUCCAGUACCCUGAGCAGGGCUUCCAGAGCCAUGGGCAUGGGAACGGCAGGGAGCGUGUAGGGGGGCAUGGGAGCCAAGGGGCCCACAGUGCCAAAGCCAAUACUGGUGCUGGGCUCCUCUCCCGCAGUCCCCUGCACCCCGUAGCUCGGCAUGAGGAUGAUGGGACGGGUCUGGAUGGCCUGAGCCCGGUGAGACUGGAGAUGGGCCCUGGGGGCAGGGAGAGGGAGAAUGGUCGCGGAGGCAUCAGGAACCCAUCUCAUGCUCGGGACAACCACCCUCUGGGGCCACACAGGGGAAAGGAACAGGGACAUGGGCACCACUUUGAUCACAGGAGACAUGGAGGUCGGAGAGACAAGGGUCGGCACACUAAAGGGUUCCUCCCUGAGCCUGAGCUGGACUCUAGUCUGAAGGAGGGAUCUGUCUCCUCCACCAACUUUGGCUCCGGCUCCUCUGCGGUUACCACGGUGAUGAGCAAGCGUCCCCCAACUCUGCCCCCAGCCUCCACCAAACCCAAGAAGUCAGGCCGGGGGAAAGUGCAAGGAGAGGUGAUGCCCACUCUGGAUAUGACGCUGUUUGACUGGACGGACUACGAGGACAUGAAGCCAGUGAAUGCCUGGCCUUCUUCCAGGAAGAAAGACAAGCGGCGUAGUAAGAACCUAAGCAGUGGCAACUUGACGGUGGACGCUGAUGCCAUCGAGCCAUGUGACCACCACUUGGACUGCCUCCCAG
This is a messenger RNA of Oncorhynchus masou masou (cherry salmon), 878 nucleotides long. RefSeq names its product draxin-B-like. Gene Ontology annotation, biological process: Wnt signaling pathway; axon guidance. The transcript has 4 exons. Lineage: Eukaryota; Metazoa; Chordata; Actinopteri; Salmoniformes; Salmonidae. The annotation marks the transcript as partial. Gene Ontology annotation, cellular component: extracellular region. The record is from RefSeq and is a predicted model, not a curated record.